ACACUAUUUCUACACCAGAGCACCUUUCUCAAUGUUUCUAUUUCCACAAUAACUUUAAUCAUUAUUCAAACUUUCCCAAUUGUUUAUUGAAUAAUUUAAAAUUGAACUCAUAUACAACGAGUCAAAUCUAUUGUAAUGAUAGUGGUUAUAAAAGUAUUGAUAGUUUGAAUAGAGUGAAUCAGUCUAAACAAAAAAUUUCCAAAUUAAAAUUCUCAAUCGAUUCUAUUUUAUCACAUACACCAUCAAUGUCAUCAUCAUCGCCAUCGCCAUCAUCAUCAUCACCAUCAUCAUCAUCGUUGCCAUUAAUCAAUAAUUCUAAUAUAAGUAGUAUAUUUUUUAAAAAUAAUGAAAAUUCUACACCAUUAAUUAAAACAAAUAGAAUAAUUGAAUGUUUUAAUCAAUAUAAUCAACAGAAUAAUCAUCAAUUGAAUAUGAUUGAAAAUCAAUAUUUUCUUGAUCAUGAACAAUUAUAUCCAAUGGAUUUAUCCAUUGGGUAUAAUUGUAAAUCAUCAUUAAUGAUGAAACAAUCAAUAAAAAAUGUGAUAAAAACAACUGAUGAACAAUAUAAUUGUCGAUAUUGUGGAAAAUCAUAUUCACUGAAGUCGUCAAUAAGAUUACAUGAAGCAACGCAUACAUUGCCAUUUCAUUGUCAAGAUUGUGGUAAACGUUUUUCACGUCCAUGGCUUCGUGAUAUACAUUAUAGAACGCAUACAGGUGAAAAACCAUAUGAAUGUAUUAUAUGUGGCCGACGUUUUGCUGAUCGUUCAAAUAUGCGCGCACAUCAACGUGUUCAUAAAGAACGAGAAUAA
Messenger RNA from Schistosoma bovis, 809 nucleotides. The record is from the annotation of a GenBank genome assembly. NCBI's taxonomy places the organism in Eukaryota, Metazoa, Platyhelminthes, Trematoda, Strigeidida, Schistosomatidae.